Molecule: messenger RNA, 1654 nt
Organism: Periconia digitata
Lineage: Eukaryota; Fungi; Ascomycota; Dothideomycetes; Pleosporales; Periconiaceae
Source: the annotation of a GenBank genome assembly
CUUCAUUCGAUAAGGUAGAAAUACACUUGACGAUUCUCUUUUGUAAACUACACUGUUGCAUUGCCUUGAUGGACACGCAUACACAAAACAAGUAAAAGGUGAUGUCGUCUCCCCGGAUGCUAGCUCCAGGGACCGACGUGGAGGGAGGAAGAAGCUCGAGCCAGGCGAUCGGGGGUGCCAAGUCGUACGGGCUCUAGCGGGGUUGCGCAGCCCGUCGAGUGGCCGCUUCUCAACUCACCUUGCAAGCGCUGAUAUUGAGACAAAUAACAACAGCAAACGAGCCGUCCACCUUCACCCUGCUAUCAUUCGUGCCUCUCUCUCUCCCUCUCUCUCACUCACCUAUACCCCGAUUGCGCUGCCACACCCGCCAUUUGCCCCACUUCUAGUCGCGCCAUCUACUAUAAAUCCGCCCGCUGCCUUCUCUCCGCCGCUCCACAAACCUACCACCAACACUCCACUACCACCACCGCUUCCAACGUUUACCAACCCCACCCUCGAACGUGUCUAUUCGCCUGCGCCAAUGCAAAACUAUCUCCAGCAGCAACAGCAGCACUCGUAUCAGGGUGACUGGUCCCAGGGUCAUCAUCAGCACCUCCAUAACCAUGUAGCUCAGCACUCGCAACUUCAGGCACAGCAGGCUCAGGCUGUCCAAGCCGCCCAAGCUGCCGUCCAAGCUCAGCAGGCCCAACAGCAACAACAUUAUGGACGCAUGCCAGGCAACAACGGAUCGUCUGUGCCUUCCGCCGGCGGCAUUCCUCGCGGUCCCGCCAACGACAUGCAGACCAGCAAUGGAGAUGUCAUCACCGAGGAGAACCGUCGCGUACUCGACUGGAUCGCGCAAUUGAUGAAGCACACCUCGCGCGAGACGGCUCUUCUUGAACUAAGCAAGAAGCGCGAGCAGGUUCCCGAGCUUGCCCUUAUUCUCUGGCACUCCUAUGGUGUGAUGGCUUCGCUGCUGCAGGAGAUCAUCUCUGUCUACCCUCUUCUGAACCCUUCUCAGCUCACUGCUGCCGCUUCGAACCGUGUCUGCAAUGCGCUCGCGCUUCUGCAAUGCGUUGCUUCUCACACCGAGACCCGCGGUCUCUUCCUAAGCGCGCACAUCCCGUUGUUCUUGUAUCCUUUCUUGAACACCACCUCCAAGUCACGUCCCUUUGAGUAUCUGCGUCUCACAUCCCUCGGCGUCAUUGGCGCUCUGGUCAAGAACGAUUCCUCCGAAGUCAUCAACUUCCUCUUGACUACGGAGAUCAUCCCGUUGUGUCUGCGCAUCAUGGAGACUGGUUCGGAGCUCAGCAAGACUGUAGCUAUCUUCAUCGUUCAGAAGAUCCUCUUGGACGACAUUGGCCUUGCGUACAUCUGCCAAACCUAUGAGCGUUUCUACGCCGUUGGUACCGUUCUCAGCAACAUGGUCAACCAACUGGUAGAGCAGCAGACUGUUCGUUUACUCAAGCACGUUGUGCGAUGCUUUCUUCGCCUUAGCGAUAAUGCGCGCGCCCGUGAAGCUCUCCGCCAAUGCCUUCCCGAGCCUCUCCGCGAUGCGACCUUCUCUUCCGUCCUCCGCGACGAUGCCGCUACAAAACGCUGCCUGGCUCAACUUCUCAUCAAUCUUUCCGACAACGUUGUCGAGCCUAGCCAGAACCAGCUACCAAUUCACUAG